This is a messenger RNA of Parnassius mnemosyne (clouded apollo), 384 nucleotides long. The record is from the annotation of a GenBank genome assembly. NCBI's taxonomy places the organism in Eukaryota, Metazoa, Arthropoda, Insecta, Lepidoptera, Papilionidae.
AUGCCUCAUCCAACUAAUAUAUCGGAAUUAAAAUCUUUUUUAGGCAUGGUUAAUUUCUAUGGGAAAUUUAUAAAAAAUUUAAGUGCUCAUACUACCCCUCUUUAUGACUUAUUAAAAAGGGGUAAACAUUGGAGAUGGACAAUGUCACAUACAAAGUGUUUUAAUAAAAUUAAAAAGCUUUUGUGUAGUGCGGAAGUGUUGACACAUUUUGAUAUGUCGUUGGAGAGCAUAGUAACAUGCGAUGCCAGCUCGCGUGGGCUCGGCGCGGUGCUAGCGCAGCGCGCGCCCGCUGGCGGUGGCGAGCGGGUGGUGGCGUAUGCGUCGCGCGCGCUCACCUCCGCUGAACAACACUAUAGUCAGAUUCAUAAAGAAGCUUUGCGAUAG